Molecule: messenger RNA, 2951 nt
Organism: Priapulus caudatus
Lineage: Eukaryota; Metazoa; Priapulida; Priapulimorpha; Priapulimorphida; Priapulidae
Product: zinc finger protein 442-like
Exons: 5
Coding region: 1563-2771 (402 amino acids)
Biological process (GO): regulation of transcription by RNA polymerase II
Cellular component (GO): nucleus
Molecular function (GO): DNA-binding transcription factor activity, RNA polymerase II-specific; RNA polymerase II cis-regulatory region sequence-specific DNA binding
Source: RefSeq, a predicted model, not a curated record
GUUUGGGCGUAUGGCGUAUCAUUGAUCACCUAGGACUAUGCUUGAAUGAUUUCCGCUAUAUACCGUACUGUAACUUAUACAGUCCCGUUACUCCGGUGUCAAUGAGGCUUCCCCUGUGUCAUCAAUAGUUGCUGCUACAUUACACUCGAAACUCUUACAUGCACUCAUAAUGGCAUCUGACACAGUAUGCUAUUACAGAUGUACGGCAUGCUGCGAAUGCUUCUUUACCAGUGCAGCAUUCAUCGCUCACGCACAGUCUGUUCACUGCAAGGUGCUAGUCUGUCAAGGUCAUGACCCUGGUGACUCUAUGACCUUUAUGCCUGUGAGUGGCAAUCUUGGCAAUGCUGGAGGGUCGCAUCGAGAUUCGAUGGCAGUAGAACAGCGUGACUACAUUGAUGAAUUUCCUAAGGCCCAGCAGCAGUGCAAUCGUAGCGACGUGGCAAGGUCCACGCGGCAGUCCGUCCUCCAUGGUCGUCGGAGGGCACAAAAGCGUGACAGUCUUGAUAGGCGUGCAAGGUUGUAUGUAUACAAGCACAGUGGUGACGCCGCGAAGACCCGCGCUAAAAUUCCUCGACAAGACGACGGAGUGAGAUUAGAACAAGAUGGUGACAUAGAGGAGAUCGGAACUAGUUUGCGGGAUGAGAGAGUGAAGCUGAGUCGGGCAAUGCAGCAGGUGUUUGUUCAACCAGAAGUGCAGGACCCAGCUGCCAGGACCGAGGCUGGCUUCGGUGAACGCUUGGAGACCUACUCACAGAUUGUAGUCACCUCAGUAGAAAGCCUUGAUGAAUGCGAGGUCGUACAAAAAAAAGAACCAGAAUUCAUAUGUCUAAGUGAUCAUUUGUUUUCUGAUUCGUCGUGCGAUCAAACUGCCACCGGUAGAGCUGAGGACAGUGAGAACCCAGAGGAAGUGCUGUCCAUACCUGCUGCAGAUGCGCAAGAAAUUGAAUUCUCACAACCAUUUCAUAUGUCGCAGUAUAAUACAAGAGAACCGAGUGCAGAGAGUGCAGAGUGCUGGACUAAUGAUAGUGGUGCUGGUACCUCUAGCCUGCAGGAAGCAGAUGUAAUAGAGUUGCAAAAACCUGUGUGCGAAUUAAGUGCAGUGAGACGUCGUACUGGCGUCAGUGCUAGCGAUGUAAACACGCAGUCGGAAGCAGUUGCUUCUGCAGACGCUAUUGCUUAUUUGAACAAAGUGUCGGAAAAUGUGUGGACCAGAAACGGAGGUCUGGUCAGAAAGGGCAGCUACUUCUGUCCUGUCUGCAUGUUAGAAUAUAGAUUGAAGGGGAGUCUGUAUAAGCACAUUCAACAGAUGCAUAAAGAAUUUAAGCCGCUGAAAUGUCAUGUGUGCAGCUAUGCUUUCCUGAUGCGUAGUGAUUUGAACAAACACCUAAGAAAACACACUGGAGAGCGCCGAUUCCAAUGUGUGAUAUGUCAAAAGAGAUUUUUAAGGAAAUACCACCUGCGACGACACGAAACCGCAUGCAGACAGAAGCACUAGAUGUUACAGUGGCUGUCGUGCUCUACACUUGACGUGCACCUGGUUCAAACAUUUACCCUUCCACAAAAUGGCAUGCGUAUGCUAUUACAGAUGUACUGCUUGUGCGGAAUGCUUCUUUACAAAUGCAGAGUUCAUUGCUCACGCACAGAGGAUUCACUGCAAAGUUCUAGUGUGUCAAGGUCAGGACCCCAGCGACACCACAAUGUCACCCAUUAUUGACAUCAGUGGCGAUGUCCCAGAAGGGCAGCAGUGUCAUGACCUUGAGGACUUUAUCGGAAAGCAGCAGGAAGGGCGCAGUGACCUUGACGACUUCAUGACAAAGUCACAUCAAGGUAACGAGCGCGGCGACCUUGACGACCUGCUGGCUAAACCGCAGCAUGGCCAACAAUGUCACGACCUUAGCGACUUCAUCUCAAAGUCGCAGCAAGGUCACGAAGACGCCGACACGUGCUCGUUGCAAGUGUACAACCCUGGUGUUUGCACGCGUCGUGAAGGACUGAUUGGCGGUCAGCAUUUUCGCGAGCCAGCACAGCAGGAUGGCAGCAACGCCUGCUGCAGUGAGACUGUCGAGAGCUCUUCAAAGAUCAGCGCGGCCGAGGCUCUGCUGAAGUACGAAGAUCACGACAUGCAGCCAGACAUGGCGAGCGGAGAGGCCAGCUACAUGUCACACGCGCCGCCAUGCGGCGGACUUGUCGUCAAGACGGAAGCGGGCGAGGUUGCUGGUCAUGCAGCAGGUGGCAGCACUGUCUGCUUUGAAGAGACCGAUUUCCUACAGCCAUUCCGAAUGCGGCACACCGAGCUAGCGUACAGCAGUACCGAUCGUGUGCCACAGAGAGUCAGCAGUGGUCCCGCUCUGCGCAGGAGACCUGAAACCAGUGGCAGAGGCUUGGGGCACUUCCGACAAGCAGUCGGCGAGGCAAACAGUGUGUCAAAUAAUAUGGCUGGCGUGAGCGGAGGGGGGUGGGGAUUAGACGAUCGGGGGGCGAGACUACUCAGGAACCAUAUCUACACGUGUCCUGUCUGUGCGAUACAGUGUCACCUGAAGACGGACCUCAACAAACACAUCCGAGAGAAUCACAAGAAGUACAAACCGAUCAAGUGUGACGUGUGUCACGCCGCCUUCCAAUUCCGCAAAAAUAUGACCGAGCACAUGAAGACGCACACGGGAGUACGUCCGUUCAAAUGCUACCUGUGUAAAAAAGAGUUCCGGCGCAGAUACCACUUGAAACGACACGUCGUGACGUGUGUGACUCCACCGUCUGCAGUUAUAAUGUGAUACAACAGGUGAUUCUCAACGAGUUGUCUAAGUUUGACAGGUCACUCCACAUGAUGCAGCACUCACACUAUCCUGCAGCGGCGGACCUGCAUGCAGUAGCUCCCCCUGCUGGCAGCUCUGACACGUAUUAUCGGUGUACGGCAUGCAGCGAAUGCUUCUUUACCGAGUGUGCCUUCCUCA